Acyrthosiphon pisum (pea aphid) is the source of this 7371-nucleotide messenger RNA. Its product is annotated as E3 ubiquitin-protein ligase MYCBP2. The coding region runs from base 420 to 7100 and encodes 2226 amino acids. The record is from RefSeq and is a predicted model, not a curated record. Gene Ontology annotation, biological process: regulation of synaptic assembly at neuromuscular junction; axon guidance. Gene Ontology annotation, cellular component: nucleus; plasma membrane. Gene Ontology annotation, molecular function: ubiquitin protein ligase activity. The transcript is spliced from 33 exons. NCBI's taxonomy places the organism in Eukaryota, Metazoa, Arthropoda, Insecta, Hemiptera, Aphididae.
UUGUUGUUUUUUUCGUGUGUGUUUACAGCGUGGACGGAAACGAAAACCGAUUUCUCAGAGAGUUCGUUGGUUGUGUGCCUCAUUCGGCCGGUUGUCGGUUGGCCAGGUGGCUUCAACCAGAGUCGGUCGUCGAACCGGAUUCGUGCGAGCUUUCACUGUCCACGGCCGAGGUGCGGUGUGGAUGGCCGGCCAAAUUCACAGUCCGAACGCGUGACCAGUAUGGUAACCCGGUUCAAUCGACCGGGUUAAAGGUGGAAUUCUUCACUCAAUCGAACUGCAAAUCCAAAGCCAACCCAUACAUAGACAGGGGCUCUGGUGCGGUGGACGACAAGUAUUUCGGUGGACACCCAGUGCCAAAAACUUAUGUCCCAUAUGAAACGGUGGUCAAGGACAAGUUCAGAUAUCAAACCAUUACAUUCAUGAAACAUUACGAGAAUUAUUCGUUUGAAGAACUCCGCCUGGCGUCACCGUCGGCAAAAGGUGACUCGGAAAAGCUUCCGAUGGAGUCGCAGGGCAACGGUACUUACACCGUGUACUGGACGCCGAUGGCCACCGGAUAUUACGACAUCAGGGUGGAAGUAGACGGAUAUCCACUGACGAAACAAACGAAACACAUCGACGUGAAAGAAGCGCCUUUCAACGGCGCCAAGCCUCCGGAUCACGGACUGGCGCUAUCGUCUCCCGCCGCGAAAUUGCUGCAGCACGUGGGCAAAUACAGCGCCGGACUGCGGAUCCGCACGCACCCGUCCCUCCAGUCCGAGCAAAUUGGAUUCAUCCCCGUCAAAGGGAUCAUCGGGUACACUGACGAGAUGAGCAACGACGACGGUGAUUGGGUUUUGUUAAACUCGGAAACGGUGGAACGGUAUUGCCAGCGGAGCGCGCUGCACAUCGAAGCGUGGUGCAUGAGGGCCAACAAAUAUUUGAACAGCGAACAGUUUUUGGUGCCUGUGAAUGGGAAAACCGGUGGACCGAAAGCGCCCGCCGCAGCCAAGGGAGACUGCAGCGACAAACGUGCGGCCGUCGCGAGACCGGACAUACCGAAGCAGCCAAACAGAGAAGUACCCAAGUCUUCAUCGAUGCUUCCACCGCCACCACCGCCGCCACCACCACCACCACCACCACCACCACCUCCGCCACCGCAACAGCCGUCUCCUGACCACUCUGCAGGGCAGCCAGUCGACUACAAAGUCGUUGUGUGCGGUGCCUCGGGGCACAACAUCCGGAAUCAGCCGACGUUUAAGGCCACACCGGUUGGUAUGCUCGUUCAGGGCAACAUUGUUCAGGCAGUGGACAGGGUGACCAACGGCGAGGGCGUUUGGAUCAGACUUUCCGACCAGUGUGCUGCGGCUCACUGCGGCGUUUCAUGUGCGACAGCCUGGUCGCUGGCAGCUGACACUUCACAAGUCAUCUACUUGAAACCGGAAAAAGAUCAGAAAAUGGAGCGACAAGACAUGCAGUGUUUCGUGCAGCGAAUAGACAACGAGGUUAGAGACCCUAAAGUGACCAACAGGAGCAACAACGCCAACACGCAGCCACCACGUUUCAACACGAGUUCGUACGUGAUCGAGCAGUUGGACAUGAUGGACGAUAACGAUAUGAAAAUCGAAAAAUUGGAAAAGCAGUACUCGCCUAAACGGAAAAAGGACGCGAAAGCGAUAGAAGGACUAAACGCCAAUCCUUUGCCGAUACCAUAUCAUCGGCCCGUAGGCCAGGACAGUCGGUUGAGCAACGGAAAUAUGGUAAUGAUGCCACCGAGCAGUCCACGCAAGACUGCCGGCAAUAAGUACGCCGUCGCGGAAAAGGCCAAACAACAACCGUACAAAAUCGGGUGCAAAGUUGAUGUUACGGGUUCCAGAAGAACGACGUACAAUCAUUCGUUAUCGGCGUCAAGCGAUACCACAGCACCACCGACCACCAGUUCGUCUUCGGUUGAUACCCAUAUGACCUCAAGCCUGUCCACGUCCGUCGAGAGCUCAGCAGAUCAACCGGAAUGUUUGACUAAAGUAGAAAUUUUCCCUGGCGUUGCACAAGCAGCUACACAAACGACGCCGGAAAAUGAGAGAGUCAGUUUUGUACCUAAUAGUAAAAUAAAACAAAAGUUGACACUAAAAAAUCGUUCAAAUUCGAAAAAUGAAUUAAAAACUGAUCCUGUCUCUUCACCAGAAUCCAAAGGUCAACCAGAUAUAACAUUACAAGAACCAAAACAAACCGUGAAAAUGGCGUUAAGUCCGUCGAUGGCAGAGAGCCUCCGUGCCGUGUUUGCCGCGUUCCUGUGGCAUGAAGGCAUCGUCCACGACGCUAUGACCUGCGCGUCAUUUUUGAAGUUUUAUCCGAGUCUUCCCAAGAACGGAGCUGUGGUGACGAAACGGAUGACUGAAAGGAACAAGGACCGCGGCCCGCAGAGGCAUUCGGUGGAAGUGACGACCGGCGCAGGCGGUUACCGGCACAUCCGACCCAACGAAGUGAACAGGCCGAAGCCUGGAAUGGCGUUACCGGCCGAGGGUGCCAUCACCGAGGAGAGCAUGACCAGUUCCAGUAACUCGGAACUAGCAGACAGCCAUCACGCGCAACCGGAACCGUCCGGGGGUGGAGGCGAGUGUCGGACCACCGUCAAUUUUCUGCCGCCUGCCCUCAACUGCAUGGUCAGGUUGUGGGACCAGAUCGCGGCCGACAUGCUACAGAUAAUAACUUCAGUUGGCGUGGUGCGCAAGUCUUCUCCUAGGCGGACAGCGGACAGUAGCGGUGAAAACGGCGAAAACGACGGCGACAGGUCGUCAGUGGAUCCGACCACGCACGCUCACAACGAGCGGAUAUUCCGGCGACUGGUGCCCAACUACCAGGCCAAGGAGCCCAUGUCGUGCGAGCUGUGCGGCGACACGUUUGCCGUGCCCGUGUCCUAUCACAUGCUUACCACUCACCCUGGAUGCGGUCACAGCAGCGGCGGGCGCGGUUACACCAGCAAUGGUACCUACAAGACCGGUUGGUCGGGCGCGUGCGGCGAAGGCGGUAUCGCGUGGUAUCUGCUCUGCGAGUCCUGCCGCAGCGAUUACAUGAAGCGCGCCAAGCCGCCGCAGCCGCCGGCCGCCGCUUCCGGUUCCGGAUCGUCGGCUCCUCGUUCCCGGAAGACCGGCGCUCGACAGACGGUGAUCACCUACCCCGCCGCCAACGACGAUGACGACGGUCAUGAUUUCUCCGACUCGGACGACGAAGGUGACGACGACCGCAAUGGCUGGAACCCCAAGCUAUUGCAGCCCAAACAGCUGCAUGGAAUAAACUACAACGACGAGCUGGUCGACAGCCUACACGUGACGUUCAAAGAGAACGCCAUGUUUCUGUUGGACUUGGCCAGCACCAGCGGCGGGAGACUGACCGGCGACGAGCCGACAUCAACAUCGGGACCUUGGGCCGUUGGAGAGUUCAAAUGUCUGGGCAGCCUCGAGACUCCUGCAGCCUGUAAAGAACUGCUGCAUUCCGACACCUGCAACGAUGCACUUCUGCAACAACUUCACGACUGCGAUUCAGCGGGGAUCUCGUCCGCGGGCCAAGAUGCAGUGGAUGGAACCGUGAUGCGGAGCUUUCACCGGUCUGUGUCGAUGGACAUCGAGAAGUCACCGUUAAGACGCCAAGACAUGAUCAACCGUCGGAAACGGAUCAAUAGUGCCAUCGAUCCUGACAACGGAUUAUCACUGGUAUGUAUGCCCUCGGCGGCCGUACAGGCGCUUGUUCCCAGCGUCGACAACACUACGAUGGUGGGUUGUUCAGCCGACGGUAUAAUAUCGAACAACGAAAAUGUGUCCGAAAUAAACGUUUUCAACAGACCGUCGAUGGCGUUUAUUGUCGAAGCACACAAUUUGGCAGAUCUCAAAUGGGCGAUGAAACAAGCGGUGAGGAAAGCCGCAUGCCGCAGUUACGCUCUACAAGCACUCAACUGGUUGCUGCAUGAAGUGUCUCGAGCGUCGUGUCUGCACGAUCUCUUGUGGUGGUUUGUGAUAGCGCUAUCUGCCGAAGUCCGCACGGUGGACGGGACCAAUGACUCCACUGACCCACGAUGUCGACAUCCUCUUAGUGAUUUAUACCUAGCUGGUGAAUCCGUCAACCCAUUACCGCAGGUGUUUUAUCAGUUUUUGCAGACUGUCUCUGAUCUGAUGCUGUACUUACCACCGGGGUCUGCGCUACAGAUGAUGGCCGUUCGCUGUUGGGAUAUUAAUUUUACCGCAUCUGAUCACAUGUUUUUGCAUAGGAGUAAAGUAUUUAGUAAUAUCAGCAAAAUAUUGUCGCACAGUGAAGAUUAUCAAGACAUUUGCGAAGACACACAGCCAGGUGUAUCUUUGACUGAUAACUUCGUUGUGUCGUCGCUCAAAGAUAUAACGGAAAAUACAGAAAUCACUGCAACUAGCAGACCGGCAAUGGUCCCGAAUUUAAUCGAUCGAACGACUGAAACGUUUUGGGAAUCAAGCGAAGACGACAAAAACAAAUUCAAAACAAUCACGAUACAAUGCAAUCAUGCGUCUGAAGAACCGAAAGCACUUUACGUUCAUUUCGAUAAUUGUCGCGAUUUAAAUAACAAAAUAUCAACGGUAGUUUUUUCGUCCGGCCAAACCAUCGAACAGCUGAAUAAAAUACAAACAAUCGAUGUCGAUACUCGAUUCAGUGGUUGGCUUGGAGUUUACAUACAUGACCAAUCGCACAAAGUCCUCUGCAUCGAAACACGAGGGGCAGACACGUCGGUGCGUGUAAGACAAAUCAAAGUUCUCGGAACCGUGUCGGGAGAGUCUCUCUCGCACGGCCGCCAAUACAGUUACUCUACCAUACAACAUCGGCAAUGUGAAAAUGAAACACUAAAAGUGUUCCGAUCUAUCACAUUCCAGGUUUUCGGGAAACUAAUACAAGGAAAAGAGACGUCGAUGGAUUCUAGUGUUGAAGAAAGCAAAGAUCUAAAAGAGCAUAUGGUCGGAAUUUUGUUCAGUCAAAGCAAAUUGACCCAUUUGCAAAAACAAGUGUGCACUCAUAUAGUAGAUGCCAUCCAAAAGGAAGCAAUCCUAAUGCGCGAAGAGUGGGAAAAGUCCGUUUGCAAAAACGAUACCACAUCUAACAAUGGUACGGCUACACCGACCGACUCUUAUUGUUUCGAAAUGCUGUCGAUGGUAUCAGCUCUAAGCGGGAGCAACGUCGGUCGAUCUUAUCUAGCAAACCAGUACGAUCUGCUGUCGAACUUGUUGAGCUUAUUGCACACGGGCAGCGCCAGAGUCCAAAGACAAGUAACGUUAUUGCUCAAACGAGUAUUGCCGGAGGUAUCUCCUAGCGCGUUGGCUUCGUUGACCGGAUCUCGACUACCUUCUACCGGGUUUUCUAUUGCCAGCCCAUCGUCUAAAACCUACCAGGUAGGACUGCUCGAUAGUUUCUUGAGCAUUAUCGCGAAAGCGUUAAUAUUGCAAGUGAAAGUGAAGGGUGCAAACGGUAGCAAAGUCGUUAAUUCGUUGAAACUCCGUGACGUUGAUUUGGACGAAGACAAUUCGUUGUGGUAUCUCAAAGGGUUUUCUUAUAGAAAACUGGCCGAUGACAUCAUACAGAUCUUAUGGGAUUUGUCAAACGGAAAGUUGGGUGGUAACAAAAACUGGAUCGACACGACCCGGGCAGCGAUUGCCGAAAACAUUCUAAAAUUGACAAGAAUAAGCAAAGAACACAGAACAAUGGAAUCGUGCAUUAAAAAUCCAGUAUUGUGGUUGGCCCUGGCUUCUCAUUGUGUGUUGCAUCCGGAGCAUGCGGAGAGGUUAUCGUCUGGUCAGUGGUUUAAACCAGAAGAUUCGAAGCCAGUUCCACCGAGACCACUGUGUACGAACCACGACGACGGCGAGACCGCGGCAUCGAUACAAUGCCUCACGUGUGGAAAUCUUUGUGUCGACUGCGACAGGAUCUUACACUUGCACAGGAAAACCAAACAUCACCAGAGACAAGUGUGCAAAGAAGAAGAAGAAGCAAUUCGAGUCGACUUGCACGAAGGGUGCGGGCGGACCAAACUGUUUUGGCUACUUGCGCUUGCCGACAAGGCCACUUUGCAAGCGUUAGUCGAGUUUCGCGAUACGACGUCCGGCUCUUCAGACUUAUCGGCACCGGUUGCCAGGGCCAACGUGUUGCAACUUGCCAGAGUCGGAGUCUGUCGGUAUUGUGGCAUGGUCAGCAACGAUGGAUUGCUCGCUAUCGGCAACGUCUGUGCCAACGACGAGUGUCAGUUACACGCGCAAACCGGAUGUCAAAGAAUAUUGAAAUGCGGCCAUUUGUGCGGGGGAAUCAAAGGCGAGACGAAAUGUUUACCGUGUUUGCACGGGUGUGCCUCUGACGAAAAUCCGUCUCUCAAACAAGACGCCGAUGACAUGUGUAUGAUUUGCUUCACGGACGCCCUGUCUGCUGCACCGUCCAUACAGCUAAUCUGCGGACACGUGUUCCACUAUCAGUGUUGCAAGAGAGUGCUGAUCAACAAAUGGGCAGGACCCCGGAUCACGUUCGGAUUUCAACAGUGUCCUAUCUGCAAGACUCAGAUCGAGCACGCGUGCCUUGCCGAAGUCCUGGCCCCGAUCAGAGAACUUAUGGCCGACGUCAAGCGAAAGGCUCUGAUGCGUUUAGAAUACGAAGGCGAUUGUACGAUGAAAAGCGAUCACGCGGCCGUUUAUGCCAUGGAGAAGUACGCGUACUAUGUGUGCUUCAAGUGUACAAAAGCCUACUACGGCGGCGAAGCUCGGUGCGAGCUGGACGUGGGUGGGACCGACUACGACCCCGCUGAACUGGUGUGCGGAGGGUGCAGCGACGUGGCCCGAGCUCAGAUGUGCCCCAAACACGGCACCGACUUGCUCGAGUACAAGUGCCGAUACUGCUGUUCGGUAGCCGUGUUCUUCUGCUUCGGGACGACCCACUUUUGCAACGCUUGCCACGACGACUUUCAGCGAGUCACCAACCUGUUGCCCCAGGAACUACCACCGUGCCCCGCAGGUCCGAGAGCGACGGCUUUGAACGUUGACGAAUGCCCACUGCACGUCAAACAUCCGCCAACGGGUGAAGAGUUCGCGUUGGGGUGUGGAGUGUGCCGAAACGCUCAUACGUUUUAAGAAAAACUAUAACGACUCGAUAUCACAAUUUUACUGUGUUGUAACAUUUAUAACACUGCACCAGAACUCUGCCCGGUCCAUAAUAAUUGUUGUUCAUCCGUGUCUGUAAAAUACCCAUACAUUUUUCUGCCUUCUGUCUCUCUGCUGCCGUUUCUGCGACAAGCCAGAGGGUCGUGAACCGCUAUCGCUAAAAAUACUGCGAUUGUUACUCAUUCGAGUUAGAUAGGAACAAAAAAAAAAAAAAACACUUCGACAGCAAUCGAUUCCUCCU